AGUUUUAAAUAUAAUAUAAAAAAAUUAAGAAAAAGCAUUAAUAUUUACAAUUCCUUGUAUAAUAUUUUUCAUUAUAAUAUCAAAAAAACUUUAAAAUUAUAUAUAAUUGAAAUAAUUAAACCUUAAUUCAGUAGAAAAAUGCAAUUUAGAUAAACUAAAAAUAAAAAUAUAUUACCUACAAAACCUUUUAGACAUUUCAUACUCUUAUUCUCCUUAUUUGUUUAGUGAUAAUUAUUUUAAAGGUCUUUUACAUUAGCAUAUUUAAUAAUGUACUUUUACAGAUGAAAAAGUAUGUUUUUGUAGACAAAAAUUAAUAUUUGAUUCAAAAAAAUUAAAGUAAAUAUCAACAGAUAAAGCAUUUAACUCUACAAAUAAUUCAACGUUUGCAAAAUUUUUAAUAAAGUAAUGGCUUGAAACUUACAUUUAAAAAAAUCCAAAAGAGUACUCUGUACUUAUAGAUUAUGGGGAAUUCCUAUUUUUUAAAUUUUAAAAUUAAAUUCUUUCGUUAAAAUAAAUUAUACUUCUUAAAAAUAAAUAUCUUUCUCUUUCUGAUAGAUAUCGUCUUUUUAGAUUGCAAAAAAUAAUCUUGAAACAAAAUAAAAAAUAAAACUAUUUAUCUUACAAAGGCAAACUAGAGAUAGAAUCAGUAAUAACAGUUGAAUAAAAUAUAGAUUUAAUAAAGGAAAAAAUAAAUCAAAUAAUUAAUCAUAACAUUUCCUUUUGGUAAUUAUUAGAAAGAUCUUCUAUAAAUUUGCAAGAAAUAAAUGAAAAAGCAAGCCUCGUAUUAACUAAAAACUUCAAAACCAUCUAAAAAUUAUGGAAAGAUGUAAGCCCUUAUUUAGAAUUACGAAAGAAAUGGAAAUUUUAUUAUGCCUGGUAUAUCUUAUAUAUCCUCAACAAGAAAAUAAAAGUUUAACUCCUUGAAAAAUUUCAAGGCCUUCAAACAAAUGAAUUUGAUAUUUUUAGUGAAGAAAUAAUUUAAGAAAACGACGAAGAAGAUAUUUUAUCAGUCACAAAAUUAAAAACUAAUGAAAAUUUAGAAAAAAUAAACAUUAAAAAAUUAGGAGUAGCGUUCGAUAAUAAAUCAUGUAUUUUUCGUUCCACAUCUGAUCCUUAAGCAAUAAUAAAAUCGGUAAAUAAACCUGUAAUAACUACAUUCGGAUAUGAAAAAGAGGAAAUCGUAAACCAAAUGUUUUUGUCAAAUUUAAUGCCUCGUUCAUAUGCAAUAUCUCAUCCUUAAUAUUUACGAAAAUAUAACGAAACUGGAAAAAAAAAAGCUCUAUAUUCUUAAAAAAAAGUAUUUUGUUUAACAAAAUAAGGUUAUUUGUUUGAAGGUUAUAAAUUUGUUAAGUAACUUAUUUCCUAUUAAGGAAAUGCUGAAUAUUUAGCUUUAAUCCGUCCUAUAUAAUAUAAUGCUCAUAAAAAUGUUAAUUUUAUAAUUUUUAAUGAAGAUUGGGAAAUCGAUGCUAUGUCUAAAAAGCUUUUUGAAGUUUUUAAUAUUAAUCCAGAUAAAUAUAUGAAAUCUGUAAAUGGUGUUAAUUAUAAAAAAAUAAGCGAAGGUCUUUCUUUAAGUCUUUUUUUGAUUAUUCCUAGGUUACUUAAAUUUUCGAAAUUCCACAAGUUUGUUACGGAAGAAGACAUGAAUCUUUUUGGUUAUUUUUCUUCAAAAAAAGACAUUCUUUAGAAUAUAUUUUAAAACAAUACAGAAAAUAAUAAAAAACUCAUAAAUAUGCCUAAAAAAUAAUUAUCUAUAGAAGUCACAGAAUAAUUAAAUUAUAUAAACGAAAAUCAGGCUAUAAAAAAAAUAAAGAAAAUAGCUUAAAAACACUAAAAAAAUUCUUCAAAUUUAAUGUCUUCCCCUAUAUCUUCUUCAUAAAAUAUAAAUUAAGAUCAAUCUUUAAAAACUGAACCACUUGAAUUUAUAACAUAAAUAGAUUCUUAAAAUAAUAAUUAACAUUUAGACGAAAGUUAUAAAUUGGUAAAUACAAUGUCUAGUAAUAUAAUUUCACCAUUAAACAAAAAAAAAGGAAAUUAAUAAAAAAGCUAUUUAUAUGAAAAUUCUGUUUCUUCAAUAUGUGAAAACUCAGUUAUGGAAAUAUAAGAAUAAUUAUAAUAUUAAGUAGAUAAUUCUAAUCAUGAUAUUAAAAAAAAGUAAAUAGUCAUAAAAUUUUAAGAAAAGAAUAAAAGCCUAGCAGAAUUACUAGAGGAAGAUGAAUAAUCAAAGGAAAAAUAAUCUUAACGAGAAGAAUAUUAGGAUGAAAAUUAUGAAGAAAAUUAUGAAGAAAAUUAAGAUGAAAUAGAAUAUAAUAGUAAAAAUAAAGAUGAAAGACUUGAGUAAGGAGAACAAUUAAAAUUUAUAGCUAAAAUUCCUGUACAAAUUGACUAAUUAAUGAAAAACUAUUAUUAUAUGUGUAUAAAUAGGUUACAUUAAAAUGAAGAAAAUUAAAAAAAAAUAAAGGAAAAAUAAUAAUUUGAAAAAAUAUAUGAAAAUAAUAUAAUAAUAAUAAUAAUAAUAAUAAUAAUAAUAAUUAAUAAUAAUAAUAAUAAUUUUUAUGAUUAAAAUAUUUCUAAACGCGAUAAUAUUCUUUAUUAAGUUAUUAAGGAUGUUUAUUCUUUAUAUGUACGAAGAAAAAAUUUCAAACAAAUCAAAUUUAUUUGUAGUGCAAAAUUCAAAAAAGUUGGUAAUGAACGUACUGGGAUUCUCAAAAUUGUAAGUCUGGAGGAAAUCAAUAUUACAAAAUCAUAUAUAGAAUAAUAAAAAAUAUAAAAAUAAAUUUUAGAAUGUAAUAAUAAAUUAAUUGAUAAUUCAUAAAUUAAAAAUUCUUUUAUUAAUUCACAAAAAACUGGAAAAUAAAUUUAAAAAAAUAUAUAAUAUGAUUCAAUUAAUAUUAGCUAGUUAGGAUAUUAAUCUUAAUAUAAUUUAACUUAAUAGUAAUAAUUUGGUAAUCUGAAUCCCAAUAAUUUAUAAAAAGAUUUUAAUAAUAAAUAAGGAUAAGUUACUUAUUCACUUAAUUGGAGUGAUAAUAUUUUUAUUAAAGAAGAUAAUUUUAAACCUAAAAAAAAUCCUUCAUCUAUUACGAGUAUUAAAGUUUUUAUUAGAUUGUUCUCUUUUUGCUAUUCUAAUUAUUAACUUAGUAACUUUUCUUGUUUUUUCAAAUUAAUAAUUUUCAUAAAUUAAUGA
Messenger RNA from Ichthyophthirius multifiliis, 3181 nucleotides. RefSeq lists its product as hypothetical. The record is from RefSeq and is a predicted model, not a curated record. NCBI's taxonomy places the organism in Eukaryota, Ciliophora, Oligohymenophorea, Hymenostomatida. The transcript has a single exon. The annotation marks the transcript as partial.